AUGCAUUGCAAAAUGCCUUGGAGGAUUGGAAUGGUAUUCUCUCAUGCCAUCUUCCUCCAGAUCCUCGAUUACAAAUAUUAAAAACUGUUCCCAUUUUUUUUUCAACCCCUGUAAGUUCCUCUCCCAUCAAAGAUGCCCUCACUGUGUUCACAGAUGGCUCAAAAUCCAUAGGUGCCUGUGUAUGGCAGGAAAGAGGACAGGACAAUUGGCAGACUCGUACUACUUCAGCUCAGUCUUCUGCCCAACAAGCAGAAUUGUCUGCCUUCAAUCUUGCUCUUUCAAUGUUUCCCAAUCAGCCCCUUAAUAUUAUCACAGAUAGUUUGUAUGUUUCACAUUUGAUCUCCUGUAUAUACGAUGCUUACAUUUCUCCCUCAACCCCUGUCCCUUUAAUGAGAUUUUUUUUACAGCUCCAGGAAUUGUUACAUCUCCGUGCUUAUCCGCUGUUUGUAGCACAUAUUAGAAGUCAUCAACAUCUUCCUGGAUUUUUAUCAGAAGGAAAUCAUAUGGCAGAUGAGGCAUGUAAAACCAACCCGUCCUCCUGUCUGUAUACCUUAACAGCAGGAGAAAGCCAUGACUAUUUUCAUCAGAACAAAAAGGCUCUUGUCAAGCAGUUUGGUAUUACCCAUCAAGAAGCCACUGCCAUAAUUCAGCAAUGUCCAACAUGCAGUCUACAGUCAUUUGCAGUCCCACAAGGGGUCAACCCCAGGGGUACUAGUGCUUGUGAGACAUGGCAAAUGGAUGUAACUCAAUAUCCAUCCUUUAACCCUUGGAAAUACAUUCAUGUUUGCAUUGAUACAUAUUCAGGUUUCAUCAUGGCAACCUUGCAAAGGGGUGAAACCGCAAAACAAGUAAUUAAUCAUUGUAUUCGGACUUUCGUAACGUUGGGAUGUCCAAAAACUCUAAAAACUGACAAUGGACCAGCCUAUACGAGCUCUGCCUUUGCACAAUUUUGCCAUCGCUGGUCAAUAAUCCAUAAAUUCGGCAUUCCUUUCAAUAGCCAGGGCCAGGCCAUUAUAGAGAGAGCGAAUUUGACUCUUAAACAGGCCUUGGACAGACACUUGGGGUCAAAAGGCAUCAGCCCCCCGACACUCCCGGCGUUGCAAAAUGUAUUAAAUGUUUGCUUGUAUUCAUUGAAUUUUCUUAAUCUAACUGGAUCUCCUGCCUCCACUGCUGCCUCGAGACAUUUUUCCGCUCCUCCCCUCCCCUCUUCUCGUCCUCUGGUAUAUUAUAGGCAUCUUCCGGAUCCAGCUUGGAAAGGUCCAGCUCAAUUGAUUACCUGGGGAAAAGGCUACGCUGCAGUUCAAUUGCCUGAUCGAGUCCUGUGGGUUCCGGCUCGCUGUGUCCGCCCCUGUCAUCUCAAUCAACCAAAAAAGAAAAAUGAAAAUCCUUCUGAUCAUAUCCCUGAUCUCUCUUGCCUCUUCUGUCUCUAAUGCCUCUUCCUCUCUUCCUAAAUGUACUUUCCUUGAACGUUUAAGUGCUUAUAUAAGAGUUCCUCAUUGUAGAGUACAAACCCCUCUUGGGGGUCGUGCGGAACUUGUUUGCAGACAACGCCAUCCCUUGCUGCAUCCAGCUCAGUGGACAUGGCUAAAGAAUGGAUAUCCAAUCCAUCCCUCUAACAAUACUUACAUUAUAUCUUCUCCCUGUUCCACUUCUCUGUUAAUUUUUAACAUCUCAUCUGAAGACUACAGCACUUAUGUAUGCUCCCUGUUUUUCCCAAAGCAAGAAAGAUCUUUUGACAUGAAAAUUUCCCUUCUCUCUGCUACCCAUUUUUCCCCUGGUGUAUUUCGCUCCUUGCCCUCUUCCCACGUUUUUACCCCUGCAGCUCUCCGUUCGCAGCGCUCCUUAUCCGGAGCACAGCAGAACCUGCAUCGUCCCGCGAAUUAUACUUGGACUAUUUUGGACUUCCAAGGAAGCGUCCUUCAUUCCAUCUCCAAUCGAACUUUGUGGCCUUGGUUUCCUGCACUCUACUUUGACUUUGCUGAAAUGCUGGUCGGCGCCCAUGGAUUUAAACAUAAAACAAAAUGUGAUCCUUCCCCUCGGGACGUCUGGGCAAUUGGUCCAGGCCUGUAUAUCUGCCCAGGACAUCUUACUGAUCUCUCCCACCUAGAUGAAUGUGGGACCAUCUCUGAUUGGUACUGCAAGUCCUGGCAAUGUGUGUCAACCGGAAAGAUUUGGUGGACUGCUCCCUAUACUACUGACUAUAUCAAAGCUAUACUAGGCCCUGAUAACAAUUUGCCUUGGAAUUCCUGCUCCAAUUGGGCCUGCUGCGGCGUUCGCCUCAAUCCUAUGACUGUUACUUUUACAUCUCAUGGAAGGAGUCUUCCGAUUACUGAAUGGCUUAAAGGGAAAAGAUGGGGGGGAAGGUCGAACGAUAAUUCCGACUACAGACAUCCAGGAAAUAUAUUCAUAAUUCGUCUUACCAUGUCCUUAGAAACAUCCCCACCAGUGGGCCCAAACAAACAAGUCAAUUCGCCCUUUUUACAGCCCUUGAUUAAAAGCAACAAUCCAUUGGUGUCCCUGGUCUCCUCUGCGCAUGAUGCCCUUGUGGCAGCCCGUACUUUUCCUAACAAUGAUAGUAGAUGUUGGCUGUGUCUGUCUUCUCAACCCCCUUUUUAUGAGGCCAUAGGUUCCGCCUUACCUUUUGCCAAUAGCACCUCAGAUACUGGUUGCAGGUGGUCUAACUCUUCUAUAACGGUAUCCUCAAUUGAAGGUCAAGGUUGUUGCCUUGGGUAUGUACCCUCUAACUUUUCUCACUAUUGUAUCAAUGCCUCCUCGGAUGCCUAUACUUCCUGCACAAUAUACUUGUCCAAAGAAAGGCUAGGACUUGACACUGGAGGGUGGACUAUAAUACACACUACUCUAUCAACUGCAGAUCUUUCCAAACGUUUAAACGGUCAGUUUUUUAUUCCUUCCAAUGGCUCUAUUUGGGCCUGCUCUACGGGUGCUACUGCAUGUGUCAGUGGAGACAUUUUACACACAAAACACGCUUUUUGCAUUCAGGUUUAUCUUCUCCCUAAAAUGUCUGUUUUUUCCAAUAAUGAGUUCUUUUCUCGCAUGGAAACACCCCAAUACCUUCCACGAACUAAACGGGAGGUGGUUACUACUAUGACUUUGGCCCUUCUUCUGGGCCUAGGAGCCACUGGUGCUGCAACUGGAAUCGCAGGAAUGGUUGUGGCUGACAAAAACAUCCGCAGGCUCAGUAUUGAAAUAGAUGCUGAUCUCAAACGCAUUGAGCAAUCUAUGGUUGCCCUCCAAAAUUCCCUGACCUCUCUCUCCGAAGUUGUGUUACAGAAUAGAAGGGGUUUGGACUUGUUGUUCUUAAAACAGGGCGGUCUGUGUGUAGCUUUGAAAGAAGAAUGUUGCUUUUACACUGAAAGUUCUGGUGUUGUGCUUGACUCUAUGGCAGAAUUAAAUACCCGAUUGAAAGAUAGAGAAAAAGAGCGUUCUCAAUCCCACACGUGGUAUCAGGGAAUGUUUAAUCUCUCUCCCUGGUUGACCACCCUCCUCUCUGCCCUAGCCGGUCCUCUGAUUUUGUUGCUCCUUGCAUGUACAAUUGGCCCAUGUGUCAUGGGGAGAGUUCUAGCAUUCUUGAAACAACGACUAAACAGUAUUGGAGAUGAUGUCCUCUUGCUAAAGCACACUGUUGAAAAUGAAUAUAAACAACCUCUUUUAGAAUUAGCCUCUGAGACUGAUGAAGACUCUGAAUCGGGAACCAUUCCUUUGGAAAAGUGUACUGGCUCCCUGCGGGCUCUCCCGGAGGGGGGAUCCACUGGGGAUGUCAUAGCUUUAGAAGAAUAUUACCCAUCUUAAAAAAUAAAAACAGAGGACAUAUGGAUAUAUCAUUUACCCAUCUUAAAAAAUAAAAACAGAGGACAUAUGGAUAUAUCAUUGGUUCAGGUUUUCUUAGGCCUCACAGCCGGGAGAACUUGACUUGACCUUUUUCGGUGCUACAUGACAGACAUGAUUUAUAGUACCCAUAGUUUUGCUUUCCCUGAGUUAGGUUUCUAUUCCGCUGAACUUUCCCUGCUUUCCCUGAGUUAGGUUUCUAUUCAGGUAAAAUGUAUGAUUUCCUGAAAACCACGUGGUAUUUUGCUAAUACGUAUACUCUAAACGCUC
This is a messenger RNA of Ahaetulla prasina, 4116 nucleotides long. Its product is annotated as MLV-related proviral Env polyprotein-like. The transcript has 2 exons. NCBI's taxonomy places the organism in Eukaryota, Metazoa, Chordata, Lepidosauria, Squamata, Colubridae. The record is from RefSeq and is a predicted model, not a curated record. Bases 1378 to 3810 code for a protein of 810 amino acids.